AUGUUGGAACCCCAAAGUAUCAAAGCGAUUUCCAUUGAACCUACAAAGGGACAACGUACAGGGCACCCAGUGCUCAACCUGAAUACUAAGAAGAUGAUUUCCCCACCCAAGGUCGUUGUACUACCCGUUACCGAUCAAGUAAUCCAGCGUGUUGAAGCUUGGGCUGCUGCCAAAGGUGUUACUUCCAUGAAGUUCUUUGAUAAGAAGAGAGAUUUGGAGACAUUUCAAGAU
Molecule: messenger RNA, 231 nt
Organism: Cylindrotheca closterium
Lineage: Eukaryota; Bacillariophyta; Bacillariophyceae; Bacillariales; Bacillariaceae
Source: the annotation of a GenBank genome assembly